AUGAAGGCGUUUUCGUUAGCGAAGAAGAAAACCCCGUUUCAGAAGCAUCGCGAAGAGGAGGCGAAAAAAAAGCGGGAAGCGGAGGAGGCGGCGCGUGUCUACGAUGAAUUCGUCGAGUCUUUUAAAGUGGAUGAUAAGAAACCGAAGGCAUUUGUGCGAGGAGGAACUAUCAAUCCCAACGCCAAGCACGACACACCCGGGGAAGAACCUGGAAGCGCUUCCAAAAAGGCCACAGCGAGAUACGUUCCGUCAUUCCUGCCGCCUCCGUCGCAAAGCCCGCUUGCUGGAAUUUUAUCCAAGGACAAGAAU
Closterium sp. NIES-65 is the source of this 309-nucleotide messenger RNA. NCBI's taxonomy places the organism in Eukaryota, Viridiplantae, Streptophyta, Zygnematophyceae, Desmidiales, Closteriaceae. The record is from the annotation of a GenBank genome assembly.